Messenger RNA from Nipponia nippon (crested ibis), 1410 nucleotides. The record is from RefSeq and is a predicted model, not a curated record. NCBI's taxonomy places the organism in Eukaryota, Metazoa, Chordata, Aves, Pelecaniformes, Threskiornithidae.
AUGGCUGAAUUACAGAUUGCUGAAGCCGUUGCUCUUGUAGAUACCCUUCAGAACUGGACAGUUUUAGAUAAAAUAAUUAUUCCUACAAAAAAUCCUGACAAGAAGUUUAUUUUUGGCAAAGGAAACUUUCAGGUUUUGACAGAAAAGAUUAAAAAAUUGCCCCAUGUGACAGCUGUCUUCUUGAAUGUGGAAAGAAUAUCUUCACUAACAAAGAAAGAACUAGAAGAUGCCUGGGGUGUGAAAGUCUUUGACAGAUACGCUGUUGUACUUCACAUUUUUCGUUGUAAUGCCCGGACCAAAGAAGCAAAACUUCAGAUAGCAUUGGCUGAAAUUCCACUUCUCAGGUCAAAUCUGAAAAAUGAGGUGUCUCAGCUAGAUCAGCAGAGAGGUGGAUCAAGAUACAUCAUGGGCUCAGGUGAAACAUUCAUGGAAACACAGAAUCGCAUCUUGAAAGAAAAAGAACUUAAAAUUAGGAAUGCCCUGGAGAAACUAAGAAGAAAAAGGUCUUUACUUAGAACUCAGCGCAGAAAACGCGAGUUUCCAAUUAUCUCAGUAAUGGGCUAUACUAAUUGUGGAAAAACUACCCUGAUCAAAGCCUUGACUGGGGAAGCAGGACUCCAACCCAGAGAUCAGCUAUUUGCCACUCUUGAUAUUACAGCCCAUGCUGGCUAUCUGCCCUCACAAAUGGCAGUUAUUUAUGUUGACACUAUUGGGUUUCUAACUGAUCUUCCACAUAAUCUGGUUGAGUCCUUUUCAGCUACAUUAGAAGAAGUGGCUUACUCAGAUCUGAUAGUUCAUGUGAGGGAUGUUACUCAUCCAGAAACCAUCCUCCAGAAAGCAACCGUUCUGUCAGUUCUGAAGAAUCUUAAUCUUCCCAGCCAUUUAUUGGACUCAAUGGUAGAAGUUCAUAACAAAGUGGAUUUGAUAGAAAGGUAUAAACCCACUGAAGAAAAUGCCAUAGCCAUUUCUGCUCUACAUGGACAUGGUUUAGAAGAGCUGAAAGAAGAAAUAGAGAAAAAAAUUUUGGCAGCAACAGGGAAGAAGAUUCUGACAGUUAACAUCAACUUAGAGGGACCUCAGCUAAGUUGGCUCUAUAAAGAAGCAACAGUUCAGGAAGUAGAAGUCAUGCCUGAAGAUGGCACAGCCAGGGUGAAGGUGAUAAUCAGCAAUUCUGCUUUUGGCAGAUACAAAAACCUUUUUCCUAACAGUAAGAUUUUUAUGCCAUGAAACUGCAUCCUUUUCUAGGAAAAGAAACUGAUCGCACUAAGAGGAUGUGAAAUGAAGUUAAUGACUUGUUAGCCUGAGUGUUGAAGAGUGUAUUUCUUCCCCAGUUGAUGUUUUUGACGUAUUUUAGAAAUGGACAGUCUCAGAAAACUUCUGUUUGGAAACAAUAAGAGCUUUGAGUUUCCU